Messenger RNA from Trypanosoma brucei brucei TREU927, 225 nucleotides. RefSeq lists its product as hypothetical. The transcript has a single exon. The record is from RefSeq and is a predicted model, not a curated record. Bases 1 to 225 code for a protein of 74 amino acids. Lineage: Eukaryota; Euglenozoa; Kinetoplastea; Trypanosomatida; Trypanosomatidae.
AUGACUCCGUAUUCUUCCUUCUUUUCUUUUUUCUACUUUUUUUUCCCCCUCCUCUUUAUUCCACUUUUGUGUGCGCGUGUGUGUGUUUGGUCCACAUGGGGUCCAUCUUUUAAUCAUUUUCGUUGUGACUUUUAUGAACUUUUUUUUUUCGUUUUCGUUCCCAGUUGCCGCGCAGGUAAACAUGGGGAGAGGAAGAGGGGAGAAAAAGAAAAGGAUGUGCGCUAA